Messenger RNA from Tachysurus vachellii, 2193 nucleotides. It is a transcript of the gene aebp2, whose product is annotated as AE binding protein 2. The transcript is spliced from 8 exons. Bases 136 to 1380 code for a protein of 414 amino acids. The record is from RefSeq and is a predicted model, not a curated record. Gene Ontology annotation, biological process: regulation of transcription by RNA polymerase II. Gene Ontology annotation, cellular component: ESC/E(Z) complex. NCBI's taxonomy places the organism in Eukaryota, Metazoa, Chordata, Actinopteri, Siluriformes, Bagridae.
GUGUGUGUGUGUGUGUGUGUGUGCGCGCGCACGCUCUCCUGCUAGCGCCCCGACGACAACCGAUUUCCUUUCUCUUGUCUGUCCCCGAAACUUUCAGCGUCCGGUUACACGACACAGUCGCUCGCGACACUCGGGAUGUCUUCUUCCGCCAGCACCGACACGUCCGAGCAGGACUCCCCGAGCCCCAGUGACGAGCACAGCGGCCCGGCUAAGCCCGAGGGCCUGCGCGCUCCGGACCACGAACCGGAACAGUGCGUUCACAUGGACGACCAGGGCGAGCUCCAGUCCGGGGAGAACGCGUGUAACGGGCUGGAGGACAAGCGCAUGGACACGCAGUCCGCACACAAAGGCGUCGGGAACACGCAGAGCUCCACACACGUGACGGGGGAGCUGAGACAAGAACAAAGGGAGGACGAGAACGUGUCCUCACCGCUACACUGCGCCGGCACCAAGACUGAACACAAACCGGGCCACGAAAUCAAGCGCAGGCCCAGUGUGGAGAUCUCCUCCUCUGAUGGGGAACCGCUCAGUCGCAUUGACUCUGAGGACAGUAUCAGCAGCACCCUGAUGGACAUGGAGAGCACAGCAUCCAGUGGACGCUCCACACCAGCCAUGAUGAACGGCCACGGAGGGGCAGCUUCAGCAUCUACCAAAGGUUCCUCCUCCUACCCCUGCUGCUGGGAUCAGUGUCCUCUACUGUUCACCAGCAGCCCGGACCUGGCCGAACACAUACGCUCGGUCCACGUGGAUGGUCAGCGUGGAGGGGUGUUUGUGUGUCUGUGGAAGGGCUGUAAGGUGUACAACACGCCUUCCACUAGCCAGAGCUGGCUCCAGAGACACAUGUUGUCCCACAGUGGAGAUAAACCUUUUAAGUGUGUUGUGGGCGGCUGCAACGCCACCUUCGCCUCUCAGGGAGGACUGGCACGUCAUGUUCCCACCCACUUCAGCUCCCAGAACUCAUCCAAGCUUUCGAGCCAGGCCAAGCUAAAGGAAGAGUCACCUUCCAAAGCGGGCAUCAGCAAACGCAGGAAGCUGAAGAACAAAAGCAGGAGGUCAUUACCUCGGCCGCAUGACUUCUUUGACGCACAAACCAUGGACGCCAUCCGACACCGUGCCAUCUGUCUAAAUCUGGCAACCCACAUUGAGAGCCAGGGCAAGGGCCACAGUGUGGUGUUUCACAGCACGGUGAUUGCGAGACGGAAAGAGGAUUCAGGGAAGGUGAAAGUGCUGCUCCACUGGACCCCAGAGGACAUACUGCCGGACGCGUGGGUGAGCGAGAGCGACCGACCGCAGAUGAAAACCAAAGUGGUUCAUCUGUCACAGCUUCCUCAGGAUACAGCCGUGUUGCUGGACCCCAACAUCUACAGGAUGUUCUUCUAGGAGCUGGGGCAUAUCGUGGCCUGCUGAUGUCUCCAAACUCAAGUGGACUUGUGGCUCUGUAGACGCAGGACUUUACAUUCUGAUUACUGUUUUUUUUUUUAAAUGCUCCAAUUUUAAUCGCGUUUUCGAUCUAUGAAGAGGAAGAACUUGCACAACAUCGGACUCUGACUGGUGCUAGACUUUGAAACGCAUCUUUUUUAUUUUUUUUUAUUUCUCUAUACCACUAUAAAGUUCCAGUUGGCUCCCUCUCCCUUGGUCCACAGCUUUCCUCACUAGCUUUAUUAGAAACCCUAUUAGAUGUAUUUGUUGAGAAAGUGCCCAUGUAAAUACGCCUGGAGAUUUGUAAUAUAUUUUUGUACUGAAGAAUUUUACUGUACUGUAGAUACCUGUAAUAUUCCACAGCCUUCAGUAAAUAUUACUGCACAGAGAUAGAACCAGGAUAGGUCUUUUGCUCAGAAUCCACCGACAGUUCCAGCAGGUUUUUAGUCAAGCACUAGAUGUAGUGACCCCUUUCUCACUGCGAUGUUUGUCGAGUACACACUGCUCUAGUGGGCUUGACAGUAGACCAGAACGAUGUUCAUGUUAACCUGUGCACUCUUUGACAGAGACCUUACUCGAGUUAGAUAUGAGCCAAGGACCCUAAAGUCAUCUCAAAGAAAUGGUGCUACAGUAAACACUAGCAUUUUAGACUUGUAUAGAGGAGAUUUUUUUUGUUUUUUUGAUGAAUGGUUGUGCUCCGGAUUCUGCGGAGUCACUCAAGCCAAUGUACUGCUGGAUCCUAAAUCUGUCUUUGUAGUAAAAAACUGAAAACAG